UAUGGCGAAUAUGGGCGGAGCUGAUUCUCGAAUUCCGAUUCAUCCUCUGUCUUCUUCGUCUCUCUGUCUCCUUCUACCUCUAGAAGACAAGCAUAAUCCGAAGAGAAAGCUUGAGGACUACUUGGAUCCAGCUCUUCUUCGUACGAUCUCGUCUAGGAUCGGUCUAAAGGAGACGAAGGAGAAGAAAAAGGAUGUCGUCGUGAGUUCGAUUCAGAAAACGGAAUUCGAUUGGCCUGUUGAUCGAUUGGAUCCUUUAAUCAACAAUCCGAAUCGAGACUCCGGGAGAGAGUACGGCGGAUUACGGUUCUAUUCUCCGAUCACCCCGUCGUUGAGCAAACGCCGUCGAAGCGAUUUCCCGAUGUAGAAGGUGAGCGGUAACAAACACGGCGGAGGAUAGCAAAGUUUGUUGCAGCGACAAACACGGUGCACGAUAGUAAAGUUCGUUGCAGCGAUAACAUGCGCCUAAAAUUGCUCUGGGAACUGAUA
Messenger RNA from Brassica oleracea var. oleracea, 486 nucleotides. RefSeq lists its product as uncharacterized. The coding region runs from base 2 to 364 and encodes 120 amino acids. The record is from RefSeq and is a predicted model, not a curated record. Lineage: Eukaryota; Viridiplantae; Streptophyta; Magnoliopsida; Brassicales; Brassicaceae. The transcript is spliced from 2 exons.